AUGGUGCACGCCAUGGUAACAGGAGACGAAGUGAGAUAUGACUUCUGGAGCAUUAUCUUAAGGCUUGCGAGCACAGCCGACCCUGCUGACCAUGCCGUCGCUCUGGCGCAGGGCUCCUGCCACUACUUGAAUGUUCAUGACGAUUCUGGGUGGAUGGAUUCGGAAGAGACAUCGCAGGAGAAUUCAGCUGACCAGCACGCAUUGUUGCGAGGGGGCCAAUUUCCGACCCCACUGUUGGAUGUGGAUGGGUUUACGAAUUUCCUCAUCUGGCCAGACACGUUGCACAUUGCCUUUAGAGGCUUUGCUGUAAACUUUGCUGCGUCUUGUCUUCAAGACUUCUUCCCCAAGAAUGAAAUGGACAAAGCCUUCAUGCUCUUGAAGACAUGGGCACAGUCUCACGAUCUGGAGCUCGCAAUGGAUGAGAUCUCCUUUGGGGAUGAUGGAGGCUUUCCCACUCUGAACGCGAAAGGUUGGGACAUCAAGCUGGUUUGCAUGUUUCUAGCAGACGUAUCCAGCGUGGUCGAGAAAUCCCCGCGUGGAUCUACUGACUAUGAGUAUUUCUCCGUACUUGGCAUGUGCCCAGGAAGACUGCGCGGGCUCUGCGCAAAAAUAUCCAUAUACUUGACGAACGCCCAUUUGAUGUCCAUCCUGAACGUGUGCCUGUGGGCGUGGCGGCUGCCCGGAGAUUUGUGCUCGGACAAGCUGAAGGCGCUGAAGGCCAAGUCGAAAUGCUUGCGCUGUGGCGGAACAGGACACUGGGCAGGCGACCCAGAGUGCAAGUUCCCUGCCGGAACUGGCAAGUCCGGUGGAAAGGCCGCCAACGUAGCUGUCAUGGCACGUGCGGACCUGAGUCGCCCCGACGGAUUCGACAUACCGUCUGGCACACCGGACAUAGACCCAUCGGGCUAUGUUGUGCGCGCCACAGCUGGUGCAGUCUCUAAAACAAGGAGCAAGGCUGCAGCAUCAGGGUACCCAACGGGACCCACGCCGAUCCCGAUGGAGAUGGAAGGUGGAGAUAGGAAGUUCUACCUCGGUCAGCACCGAGGGAAGACCUAUGCUGAAGUGGCGUCGAACGCUGAGUACGUCACCUGGGCCCAGCUUCAGACGAACCCGAGUCGCCAACUCCAAGACUUCCUGGCCUGGUUCUCGAGAUACUACACCAUCCAGAACGGCGAGGUGGUCACACGAGCUGGCGAAGGUCUUCCCGAGGGACACUAUGUGCCCCGGGUGAAGAACAAGAAGGGGAGCAAGAAGCCCCCGAAUCCUCCACUGGAGCGCUGUGCCCAGGGAUGCAACGACUUCUCGCACCUAGGCUCGACCAUGAACAUCCUCAGGAAGACGUGCCGGGACUGUGGUAACGUGAGCCAAGUCCCCGCCGAAUUCCAGAAGGAAAGAAGGAAGGCUGCAGAGCAGGCCUUGGCGGCUACGGAAGAGGCCCUCUCCAUGAUCCAGUACACCACUUCGGAAGAUGCGACCCGCGAACUCAACUCCGACGAGGUCGAGUCCGUCCUCAGCAUCUUCACCGACGACAUCAUGGAGUCAAUGGCUAUGGGGAUCAGUAUGAUCGCCCGUGACCUCUUCUCUGAGCACAAGAAGAUAGCGCUCGAAGACGCCCGGUAUGGGAGUAGGGCGUGGCUCCUGCGCAAGGAACUCUACUUCGACUACGAGCUCUACUACCUGGACAUGGGACAGCAGCAAGGGCGAUCGGAAGACGCUCAAAGAGGACGAUCCGGAGACGUCCUCCACCUCGACAAGGACAACGACUUCAACACCUUCGACACCGGAGUGAACGCAGAGGUUGGAUGGACGGCAGAAGGGAUUCGGCGAAUUCUUCAGGGAAGCAGCCCGAGUGUCAUUGUUGUUGCGAUUGAGUAUCGGGAUGAUUGUUUGAAUCACAGCGAGUUGAUGGAUGAAGUUGUUUCGCAUUGUGAGUGUUCAGGUUCUGAGUUCUUGGUGAUUGAUGUUGCGGAUACUGAGAGAUGGAGUUACUUCUCGAUUCCCAUGUACCCCGAGUUGGGACAUGGAGACGUUUCGUAUAUGUCAAACAGCAAAGACUUGGCAUUAGCAUUCGAAGGAUGGUGCAACGGGGGAUUCCCAUAUGUACCCCCGAAGGGAAUGCAUGAUGUGUUCGACAAUGAAUUUGCGAACUGGUUGAUCGAGUAUGUUACCGAUCAAACAGCCAUUGCGUUGGUUAGCGCGUCCUACCCUGCAUGGGAGGAUGCCGAGAUGGAGCCCCUCGACAGCGUCGAGGACGUCGAGGACCGAGCACAAAUGGACCCGGGUGAAGAGGCCAUUCAAGAAGAUCUCGAGCUUGAUGAAGCCGAGGUUCCGAACCUACCUAUUCAGGAGGCGGAACGACGAGCCGGAUGGAAGAAGCUACCUCAGCGCAUCAGGGUAGCGAUCCGUCGGCUGCAUCGCCAGUUUGGCCAUGCUCCCAGGAAGGUGCUCAUGAACCUUCUCAGAGCUGCGAAGGUUGAUCCGCAGUACCUUGAAGGACUGCGUUACCACCGAUGCAUCGAGUGUGAGGAGACGAAGCCGAGAAGAAAUGCUCACACGACAUCGUUGCCCGGCGCCUACGUGUUCAACCACACCCUCGGCGUGGACAUCUUCGAGAUCCUGGACGCAUCUGGUACCAAGUAUCAAGUUUUGAACUUGGUGUGCCUCGGCACAUGUUUCCAAUUGGCCGAAAUUGUUCGUGAAGGUCCUGGAACCCCAACUAGCUCCAAGUGUUUGGAGGCCAUCCAGAGGCGAUGGAUCACUUGGGCUGGCCAUCCUAGCUCCAUGAAGUGUGACCGCGGAUUGCACAACCGCGGGAUCCUGGCCCAGUAUAUGGGAGCCCAUGGAGUGCAGGUCACCCAUGCGCCUUUGGAGACUCCAGAAGCAAUUGGACGAGUUGAACGACAUGGAGGCGUUCUCAAGGCUAUGGUCCGGAAGACAGCUGCCCAAGUUCAAGCACAUGGUUGGCAACAGAUGCAGCAGGUACUCGAUGAGGCCUGUUUGGUGAAGAAUAGCCUACUCAGGCAAGGAGGCUACUCACCGGCUCAGUGGGUGCUUGGACGAGCGCCACGUGAACUGCCAUCUAUCCUCAGUGAAGAUGGGCACGCAGACCUAGGAGCCAUUCAGGACUCCAUAGAUCCAGAGUCAGCCUUUGCACUCCAGCACCAAUGCAGAGCCGAAGCGAAGAAGGCAUUUGUGCAGCUCGACACCUCGAAGCGAGUGCAGAAGGCCUCACUCCGCAGUGCAAGGCCAAUACCCGGCGAGUAUCGGGUUGGAGAUGUUGUGACCUUUAGGCGCACAAAGGCCGGGAAGACGACCUGGUCUCCUGCAUCCCGAAUCAUUGGGUUCGAGGGACGCGAAAAGGAAGCAGUUUGGCUCCUUUGUGAGAACGUUCCUGUUCUAGCCUCAGCGCAGAACAUUAGACCCGCGUCGGAUGCAGAAGCACUGGCCUUUGACAUCCUCCAUGGCAAGCAAGUUUUCCCAGAUGAGAUUCUAGGAGGACAGCAGAACUUCGACGAUGUUCGCGAACCUGGAGCGGAGGAUGCAGCCCCAAUAGAAGAGGAUGAGCAAGCGCUCAUUCCGCAAGCACCAGCUCAGGAGGAUCAAGGCGGACCUCCUCUACCCUCUAUCCUCGAAGAAGAGGAUGAGCCUACGAGAGAAAGGUCCAGGUCACCACCUGAGCGGCGUGUGCAUGCAGCUACUUCGUCGACUACCUCAACGUCAAGAAGGAGGCCUAGUGUUGCAGAACCAGAAGGAGAGCGAACCCCUGGUGGAAGUCGCAGACCGUCAACCUACGACAUCCAGGACGACUUACCAGUGCAGAUCCGGGAGAGACUGCAGAAUAUACGCGACUCAGAGACAGCGCGUUAUGUCAACGACACAGAUGGUGCGUUGAACGCCACUAGGGCGAAGCCACGAGCGAAGUUUAUGGCCUUCAUGGCAACAAGACUGACGAAGGAUGAGAUGAAGGACCUGCCAGGAACGCUCAACUACUUCGACUGCACACCGUCUAUCCAGAAAAAGAUCGACGAGUCGCGGAAGAAAGAAUGGUUGAAGUAUGAAUCGUUCCAGGCGGCGAUCCCUGUCUCAGGCAAGAUCCUCGAGGACUUGUUAGCCGAAGGACACAUAGCACUGCCUUCGAAGUGGGUCGAUACUGUGAAAAACAUUCACGAGCAGCACACCGAGAACUUCGUUCCGGAAUUCAAAUCCCGACUCGUUAGUUGCGGGAAUUUUGAGGCCGAUGAUGGGAUCCGUACGGACUCACCUACAUCGGACCUAGAGACCCACGCGAUGGUAUGUGCAUUUGCAGCUUGUGAAGGAGUCCCUACCCAGAGCUCCGACAUCAAGAAUGCGUACUUCCAGGCCCUGCCCAUUGACCGGAUUAUCCUCAUGCGACAACCCCGAGGCGGCUUGCCCGGUGUGGACCCAGAGGCCAUGCUCCUGGUCAGGGUGCCUGUCUACGGUCUCCGAGACAGUGGACGUGGUUUUUGGAAGCGGGUGGACAAGGACGCCAAGGACGUUGGUUUGAAGGCGAGCCGCAUUUUUCCUGCGUUCUACUACCACACCACGAAUGGCAAGGUGGACCUGCUUCUCACCACGCAUGUAGACGACUUCUUGUGGGCGUCUACGGAGACUGGAGAUGCCAUCAUGGAUCGACUCUUAGAGCGAUUCGAGGUCGGACGACGUGAGCGAGAUCGACUCCGCUUCUGUGGAAAGCAGUUCGAUCGUGCAGGAAGUGACGUACUGCUGGACGUGACGGACAACACACGUCGAAUCACCUACAUCGACAUCGCCAAGAGCCGCAAGCCAUCCGAUCCCAUCACUCAAGGUGAAGAACGACAGUUGCGAUCCGUGGUGGGGAGUUUGAGCUGGAUAGCUCGACAGGGGAGACCGGACAUACUUUACAAGGUGUCCUACCUCCAAUCCAAGGUCAAGGGCGCCAGCGUUGCUAUCCUUAAGGAAGCAAACAAGGUCUUGGAACUUGCCCUCACCGGCAAGGAUCUUAAGAUCAGAUACAAGCAUGGAAUCUGUGAAUUCAUGCAACUUGGCGUACUGACGGCUUCAGACGCUAGUUUUGCCGCUGAGCCCGGAAUGCGAUCACAGCAAGGACGCAUUCACUUCCUUGCUCCAAGGAAGCAGUUGACUGAUCCCAGCAACUGCGAUUUUGACGUGAUGCUCGUGAGCUACAGCAGCACCACGAUCAAGAGAGUAUGCAGAGCAACUCUCCAGGCUGAGACCUACGCUCUGCAAAACGCACAGGAAUCCGGAGACAGGAUUCGGGCCCUCUUAGCCGAGCUCUACGACUGCGGCAGCAGUGGUUCCGACUGGUAUGACAAGUCGAGAGCAGCCGUACCGCAUCUGAUGUUAACGGACUGCAGGUCGUUAUCUGAUAAUUUGAACAGUGAAGUUCCAUCAAAGGUUCAAGACAAGAGAUUGCAAAUUGAGCUGAACGCAUUGCGUCAGGCACUGUUCGAUGAUGACGGAUCAAAGUUGAUUGACCGUUACCCUGAUGCGGCUGACAGGAUCACGUGGACCUCAACGGCCACCAUGAUCGCUGAUUGUCUCACCAAGUCAAUGAAGCCUGAUUUGCUCAUUAGAGUACUCAGAGACUGCUUGUACCAUAUCGAAAGGCAGUAG
Symbiodinium natans is the source of this 5634-nucleotide messenger RNA. The record is from the annotation of a GenBank genome assembly. Lineage: Eukaryota; Dinophyceae; Suessiales; Symbiodiniaceae.